AUGGCAGCUCAGAUGGAUCAGCAGAUCCACCGAGAUCCGGCACUCUUCUACUGGAUCCUGCUCCCCAUCACCGUAGUCAUGAUCCUCACCGGCAUCCUUCGCCACUACAUGAGCACCCUCCUCCAAACGACGCCCAAGCGCCAAAUCAUCGAGAAACUGCGAGAGCAGCGCUACCUCCUGCGAUCCCAGGGCCUCCGCGUGGCCUUUCCGCAAAUCUCCAAGUCGGCGUUUGAGAAGCGGAAAGAAUGGUGGAUUGACAAUGCAAAGGAGGGCAAGUUCCUCGCGGAUCCGGAGGCGAGAGGAGCCAAGCCGAAUCCCAUUUCUGAUCCGGCGAUGAUGGAAAAUAUGAUGGGCGCCAUGAAGGGGAACGUGGCUAUGAUGGUGCCGCAGAGCUUGAUCAUGGGGUGGAUCAAUGCCUUCUUUUCGGGCUAUGUCAUCAGCUGGUACGGGAAUGCUAAUGUAUAUGGGGUGGUAGUGAAACUCCCUUUCCCGCUUACGCCGCAGUUCAAGCAGAUGCUACAAGCAGGUGUCGGAACGAGGGAUCUGGAUGUGCGAUGGGUGAGCAGUCUCAGCUGGUAUUUCCUCACGCUGUUUGGGCUGCAACCAGUGUACAACUUCAUCUUGGGCAGCAACAAUGCCGCAGCACAGGUGACACAGCAGAUGGCUCAGGCACAAAUGGGGAGUCCAAUGGGCGGCGCCGACAAUCCCGACAAGAUAUUCGCCGCGGAAGUGGAGAACCUGGAGGUGAUUGAGCAUUGGUAUAUCCUGGAUGGGGUGGAAGAGCGGUUGAUCAAGAAGCUCGAAGCUACUCCCAUAUAG
Messenger RNA from Neohortaea acidophila, 819 nucleotides. RefSeq names its product integral membrane protein DUF106-domain-containing protein. The record is from RefSeq and is a predicted model, not a curated record. Lineage: Eukaryota; Fungi; Ascomycota; Dothideomycetes; Mycosphaerellales; Teratosphaeriaceae. Gene Ontology annotation, cellular component: EMC complex; membrane. The transcript has 4 exons. Bases 1 to 819 code for a protein of 272 amino acids. Gene Ontology annotation, biological process: protein folding in endoplasmic reticulum.